Messenger RNA from Brienomyrus brachyistius, 1330 nucleotides. Its product is annotated as uridylate-specific endoribonuclease C-like. Gene Ontology annotation, molecular function: RNA endonuclease activity. The transcript is spliced from 8 exons. Lineage: Eukaryota; Metazoa; Chordata; Actinopteri; Osteoglossiformes; Mormyridae. The record is from RefSeq and is a predicted model, not a curated record. Bases 21 to 893 code for a protein of 290 amino acids.
GGGGACUGUACGAGAGCACCAUGGCACGGAGUCAGGGUGUGAACCAGGAUCUAUCAAAUCUCCUGGAUGAGCUGUGGAAGCUGGAUGUUAACCGACUGAAACCGGGGAGGGAUUACCGCCUGCGUCUGCAGGGGAAGGCAGGUUACGUGGCCCAGGGCAGCAAUGCCGCCAGGGACAGUGCUAAACUACCUCUGUUCUCCUUCGUCAAUGAGGUCAAGCUGAGGAGCAUCAAAACCUACAACAGCUUCAUGAACCUGUUGGACAACUAUGAGAUGUCUACAGGUUCCCCGGAGACAGUCACUGCAGAGGAGCUGGCUGAGGACAGCCGCUUCCUUGAUGCCAUUUUGGAGACCAGUGUCAUGAAGCGUGCUCAUGAAUACUUGGUCAGCAAGCACCAGUCCCAAUCAGACUUGAAGAGUUUUAAGAAUCAGCUCUUUGACAUUUGGUUUCGGCUCUACCACCGAGAACGAAGCGGGGGAGAAGACUCUUGUGGGUUUGAACACGUGUUUGUAGGGGAGACCAGAGAUUCGAAGGAGCUCAUAGGCUUUCACAACUGGGUCCAGUUCUACCUGCAGGAAAAGCUCAAAAACGUGGACUACAAAGGUUACAAAGCUCUAGGCAACAAGAACACGCCAGAUGAAGAUGACCACGUCCUAAACCUGCAGUUCAGCUGGAAAGAUCUGGUGAAACCUGUGGGCACGUCCUUCAUCGGGGUCAGCCCCGAGUUCGAGUUUGCGGUUUACACCAUCGUCUUCCUCAUGUCCAAUGACAAAAAGACCAGUGUCAUCGUGAAUGUGGAUGAGUACCAGCUGGAGCUGGUGGUGUGCCGGCAUGGGUGCGCCAUUGGGACGUCCUACCCCAAACUGCUCAGCAAUAACUACCAGCACCGAUAGAGGCACAGGCUGGGUGCGACAGCCCAGGGUCUGUUCCUACAGCUGAUCCCCCAUCCCUACUGGUUGACCAUUGGUCCAUUGCAAAUACCCAGUGCUGGGCCAUGUUUCCUAAUGCUUCUCUUACAUUUACAGUGCACAUCUCCACUGCAGACCCCCCUCCAGGCCAGUCCCAGGAUCAGACCUCAGUUUUCAUCCUGUUAUAGUUAGUCUGUCACAUGACCAUGGUCACAUGUUCUUCUGUCCACUUGGUCACUGGUUCCAGGCGGUUAUCUGUUACUGCCUAGCAGAUAUAUCUCUAUUUUAGUGCCUUUGCUAAUGUAUAAUCUUUUUUAAUAUACAAAUGUUUCAGCCUAUAUAUGACACUUUUUACAGCAGUGGUUUGAUUUUGGAUAACAUAAUUUGGUCAUUAAAAUAUACUAAGAUUUCAAACAUCAAAA